CCGCUUGUGUUCGGCAGUUCGCUCGCGGCUCGCUGGAUUUCACCACACACAUUCACGUCGCUCGUUGGCCGCCAUCAGCCAAAGUGAGGAGGCCCACUUUUAGCAAAUGGACGCGUGUGCUUUGUGACGGAAAAUUUUGGGCUGAUUUUAUUUCGCUCGAAUAGUGUUGACAUUGUGCGCUAAUUGUGCUAAAACCGUGCAAAAUUUGUUCCCCAAGCCGCGGGGAAUUGAUUCUGACUAAUCCACUUCCCUGUGUGUCGAGCGACGACGACGACGGGAAGAAGAAAACUUUUUUCGUCUGAACGGAAGCAGGAGAAAGAGAACAAACAAGAAGAACAACAACAGUAAGCGAAGAAGGCAGCGACUGCCAAAAUGAACGGCGAUUCGAAGGCGCCGCUUCGGACGGUCAAAAAGGUCCAGUUUGGGAUCCUUUCGCCGGACGAAAUCCGUCGCAUGUCGGUGACGGAGGGUGGCAUUCAGUAUGCGGAAACGAUGGAAGGUGGCCGACCGAAGCUGUGCGGUCUGAUGGAUCCCCGUCAGGGUGUCAUCGAACGUACCUCUCGGUGCCAGACGUGUGCCGGUAACAUGACCGAAUGUCCCGGUCAUUUCGGUCACAUCGACUUGGCCAAGCCGGUGUUCCACAUCGGUUUCGUCACCAAAACCAUCAAGAUUCUGCGCUGCGUAUGCUUCUACUGCUCGAAGAUGUUGGUCGCUCCCAGUAACCCGAAGAUCAAGGAAAUCGUCAUGAAAUCCAAGGGACAACCUCGCAAACGGCUGGCCUACGUUUACGAUCUGUGCAAGGGAAAGAAGAUUUGCGAGGGCGGUGAAGACAUGGAUAUCACAAAGGAUGGUGCCGCACCGGAUCCGAACAAAAAGCAAGGUCACGGAGGUUGCGGUCACUACCAGCCAUCGCUCCGGAGAACCGGUUUGGACGUGAUUGCCGAAUGGAAGCAUGUUAAUGAGGACUCACAGGAGAAGAAGAUCGCCGUAACGGCAGAACGAGUCUGGGAAAUUCUGAAACACAUCACCGACGAAGAAUGCUACGUACUGGGUAUGGAUCCGAAGUUUGCUCGCCCUGAUUGGAUGAUCAUCACGGUUCUGCCGGUUCCUCCGCUGGCUGUGAGGCCCGCUGUCGUUAUGUUCGGAGCCACCAAGAAUCAGGACGAUUUGACCCACAAGCUGUCGGAUAUUAUCAAAGCUAACAAUGAAUUGAAAAAGAACGAAGCUACCGGAGCUGCCGCUCACGUUAUUGCAGAAAACAUCAAAAUGUUGCAAUUCCACGUGGCCACUUUAGUGGACAACGACAUGCCCGGAAUGCCAAAAGCUAUGCAGAAGAGUGGAAAGCCUCUGAAGAGUGUCAAGUCCCGCUUGAAGGGUAAGGAAGGUCGUAUUCGUGGUAAUUUGAUGGGAAAGCGUGUGGACUUCUCGGCUCGUACUGUCAUCACUCCGGAUCCGAAUCUGCGUAUUGACCAGGUCGGUGUACCUCGCUCGGUAGCACAGAACAUGACCUUCCCGGAAUUGGUCACUCCGUUCAACAUCGACAGAAUGCAAGAACUUGUCCGACGAGGAAAUUCGCAGUAUCCCGGCGCCAAAUACAUCGUCCGGGACAACGGCGAACGUAUUGACCUUCGGUUCCACCCGAAGUCCAGUGACCUUCAUCUCCAGUGCGGAUACAAAGUAGAGCGUCACUUGCGCGACGACGAUCUGGUCAUUUUCAACCGUCAGCCCACUCUCCACAAGAUGAGUAUGAUGGGUCAUCGUGUCAAAGUCCUCCCGUGGUCCACCUUCCGGAUGAACCUCAGUUGUACCUCACCGUACAACGCUGAUUUCGACGGAGAUGAAAUGAAUCUUCACGUACCACAGUCCAUGGAAACGCGUGCCGAAAUCGAAAACAUCCACAUCACCCCUCGACAGAUUAUCACUCCGCAGGCCAACAAACCCGUCAUGGGUAUUGUGCAGGAUACGCUGACAGCCGUGCGAAAAAUGACCAAGCGAGACGUCUUCCUGGAGAAGGAACAGAUGAUGAAUCUGCUGAUGUUCUUGCCCACUUGGGACGGAAAAAUGCCACAACCUUGCAUUCUCAAACCCAAGCCUCUCUGGACCGGAAAGCAAAUCUUCACGCUCAUCAUCCCCGGAAACGUCAACAUGAUUCGUACCCAUUCGACCCAUCCGGACGAGGAAGAUGACGGUCCGUACAAGUGGAUCUCCCCCGGAGACACCAAAGUCAUGGUCGAACACGGUGAACUCAUCAUGGGAAUUCUCUGCAAGAAAACACUCGGUACAUCCGCCGGAUCUUUGCUUCACAUCGUUUUCCUCGAACUGGGACACGAAAUCGCCGGUCGGUUCUACGGUAACAUUCAGACCGUGGUCAACAACUGGCUGCUGUUGGAGGGUCACAGCAUCGGUAUCGGUGACACCAUUGCCGAUCCUCAGACCUACGCCGAAAUUCAGAGGGCCAUUCGCAAAGCCAAAGAGGAUGUUAUUGGCGUUAUCCAGAAGGCUCACAACAUGGAACUGGAACCGACUCCGGGUAACACGCUGCGUCAGACUUUCGAAAAUCAGGUGAACCGCAUUCUGAACGAUGCUCGAGACAAAACUGGUGGCUCUGCUAAGAAAUCGCUGACUGAAUACAACAACUUAAAGGCUAUGGUGGUGUCUGGUUCCAAGGGAUCCAAUAUUAAUAUUUCUCAGGUUAUUGCUUGUGUGGGUCAACAGAACGUCGAAGGUAAGCGGAUUCCGUUCGGUUUCCGCAAGCGCACUCUACCGCACUUCAUCAAGGACGAUUACGGUCCCGAAUCGAGAGGUUUCGUGGAAAAUUCGUACCUUGCCGGGCUGACGCCGACCGAGUUCUACUUCCACGCUAUGGGAGGUCGCGAAGGUUUGAUUGAUACUGCUGUAAAGACUGCCGAAACCGGUUACAUCCAGCGUCGUCUGAUCAAGGCUAUGGAGUCGGUUAUGGUGAACUACGAUGGAACCGUGCGAAACUCUGUCGGGCAGCUGAUUCAGUUGCGUUACGGCGAGGACGGACUGUGCGGAGAGACUGUGGAGUUCCAGAACUUGCCCACGAUCAAGCUGUCCAAUAAGGUGUUUGAGAAAAGAUAUCGCUUCGAUCCGACGAACGAGAGGAAUCUGCGUCGGGUGUUCAACGAGGAUGUGAUCAAGGAGUUGACGGAAUCGCCAGACGUCAUCCAAGAGAUCGAAGCCGAGUACGAACAGUUGCUACGGGAUCGUGAAGCACUGAGACAGAUCUUCCCGAACGGCGAUUCAAAGGUCGUAUUGCCUUGCAAUUUGCAGCGUAUGAUUUGGAAUGUGCAGAAGAUCUUCCACAUCAACAAACGAGGCACAACGGACCUGUCACCGCUAAAGGUCAUCCACGGCGUGAGAGAUCUGCUGACCAAAUGCGUCAUCGUGGCCGGAACGGAUCGUUUGUCCAAACAGGCCAACGAGAACGCCACGCUGCUCUUCCAGUGUUUGGUACGGUCAACGCUCUGCACAAAGUACGUCGCCGAGGAGUUCCGAUUGAACAAUGAAGCGUUUGAGUGGUUGAUCGGAGAAAUUGAAACUCGAUUCCAGCAGGCCCAGUGUAAUCCGGGUGAGAUGGUGGGUGCCUUGGCUGCCCAGUCACUUGGAGAACCUGCCACCCAGAUGACACUGAACACUUUCCAUUUUGCUGGUGUGUCCUCGAAGAACGUAACCCUGGGUGUACCCAGAUUGAAGGAAAUCAUCAAUAUUUCCAAACGUCCGAAGGCUCCUUCCCUAACGGUAUUCCUGACGGGCGGAGCCGCUCGAGAUGCGGAGAAAGCCAAGAACGUCCUCUGUCGUCUGGAACAUACCACUCUGAGAAAGGUCACGGCCAAUACGGCCAUCUACUACGACCCGGAUCCACAGCGCACCGUCAUUGCCGAAGAUCAGGAAUUCGUCAACGUUUACUAUGAAAUGCCCGACUUUGAUCCAACCCGUAUUUCACCGUGGUUGUUGCGUAUCGAGCUGGACCGUAAGCGUAUGACGGAUAAGAAGUUGACCAUGGAACAGAUUGCCGAGAAGAUCAACGCCGGGUUCGGUGACGACCUGAACUGUAUCUUCAACGACGACAACGCCGACAAACUGGUUCUUCGAAUCCGUAUCAUGAACGGAGACGACAGCAAGUUCCAGGAAAACGAGGAAGAGAACAUGGACAAGAUGGAGGACGACAUGUUCCUGAGGUGCAUCGAAGCGAACAUGUUGUCAGACAUGACCCUGCAAGGUAUCGAGGCCAUCGGAAAGGUGUACAUGCAUUUGCCCCAGACGGAUGCCAAGAGAAGGAUCGUCAUCACUCCGGAAGGCGAAUUCAAAGCUAUCGGAGAGUGGCUGCUGGAAACUGACGGAACUGCUAUGAUGAAAGUACUGAGCGAAAGAGAUGUCGAUCCGGUGCGAACGGCCAGUAACGACAUUUGCGAAAUCUUCCAAGUGCUGGGUAUCGAAGCUGUGCGAAAAUCUGUCGAAAAGGAAAUGAACAACGUUCUGCAGUUCUACGGUCUUUACGUAAACUAUCGUCAUCUGGCCUUGCUUUGUGACGUCAUGACUGCGAAGGGUCACUUGAUGGCCAUCACACGUCACGGUAUCAACAGACAGGACACCGGUGCUCUUAUGAGAUGUUCCUUCGAAGAAACUGUGGACGUGUUGAACGAUGCCGCUGCUCACGCCGAAGUUGACCCUAUGAGAGGAGUGUCCGAGAAUAUCAUCAUGGGACAACUGCCUAGAAUGGGAACCGGCUGUUUCGAUUUGCUGUUGGAUGCCGAAAAGUGUAAAUUGGGCAUGGAAAUUCCGCACACAUCCAUCAUGGGAGGAUCGGGAAUGUUCUUCGGUCCUGGGGCAACUCCAAGCAUGAGCCCAGCUAUGACUCCUUGGCAACAAUCUCAGACUCCUGGUUAUUGCGAUUGGUCUCCAUCGGGACCACCCAGCGGAAUGACUCCAGGAGGACCUAGCUUCUCACCGUCUGCACAAUCUGACGUUUCUGGAAUGUCACCACUGUGGUCACCAAUGCCAGGAUCUCCAAGCUCUCCGGGACCAUCGAUGUCACCAUACUUCCCGUCAUCUCCAAGUGCAUCUCCAUCGUAUUCUCCAAGCAGUCCAAACUAUGCCGCUGCGUCACCAGGAGGAGCCUCCCCGGCCUAUUCACCGACCAGCCCCAGCUAUUCGCCAACCAGUCCAACCUACUCUCCAACAAGUCCACGAUAUUCGCCAACAAGCCCCAACUACAGCCCAACGUCACCACAAUACUCCCCCACAUCUCCAAGCUAUUCGCCGACCUCGCCACACUACUCUCCUUCACAACCAUACGGCCCUUCAAGCCCUGCCUAUUCUCCAACCUCCCCUUCAUACUCCCCAACCAGUCCGUACUCACCCACUUCUCCAAGUUACUCACCAACCUCUCCGGCAUAUUCCCCAACCAGUCCAUCCUACUCACCAUCCAGCAACUCCUAUUCCCCAACUUCACCGUCAUACUCUCCAACCUCUCCAAGUUAUUCACCGACUUCCCCCAAUUACACCCCAGCAACCCCUUCAUACUCCCCGACGAGCCCCAACUAUUCACCCAGCUCGCCGCACUACUCUCCAACCUCACCAUCCUACUCACCAUCUUCCCCCAAAUACUCCCCAACAUCUCCAAGUUAUUCCCCAACCUCACCCUCGUACGGAGGAAGUCCUCAAUACACUCCCGCCAGUCCGCAAUAUUCGCCGACCAGCCCGAAAUACUCCCCAACUUCCCCGAGCUAUUCGCCAAGCUCUCCACAGCAUUCGCCUGGUGGCAGCAACAACUUCAUGAGCAGUUCACCGACCUAUUCCCCGUCGGCGACCUACUCGCCGAACAUGUCCUCCUACUCCCCGGGAAGUCAGAAAUAUUCCCCCACCAGUCCGGUGUACACACCCACGUCGCCGAACUACUCACCAUCCAGUCCGGCGUACUCUCCAACUGGACAGGGCUACAGCCCAUCGAGUCCGGCCAGUCCAACCUACUCACCGACCAGCCCGUCCUACGAGGAUAGCCCGGACGAUUAAAGCAAUCGUCACAAAAACGCUAAGCUGCUGGCCGGGAUUGUGUACUGUGUGCGUGUAAGGUAUGCGGAAUUCUAAUGUAAGGAUUUGCUUGGUAAAGGAAGCUGCCCGCUGAUGUUCUAGUUUUAUCUAACGUUACUCUACUUAGGGGUUAAGCGAUGAAACCGAGGAAGAGCAUUCCAAUCCAACUUUGUUGCUCUUUCAAUCCUGAUGAUUCUAGUUAUUUCAAAACGUAUAACUAUAAUAAGAUGCAAACAAUAUUUAUAAUUCAACAUAAUGGAUAAAUGCAUUUUAGGACUAAUCGAUUGAGAAUGAUCAUUCUUAUCAACACAUGUGUGUCCUGCAAGAAAAGUUUUUGGUUAAGUUGCAUUUAGACUUUUCCAGAACUCCAUUUGGAAUGCUGAUUGUGUCUAAUAUGUAAAAAAUAUGCUAAAACAUCGCUAAGAGCACAACAAAUCAUUAUUAUAAAUUUUAUCUGUUGAAGACAUUCAUUUAUGAACAAUAAACAUCUAGAAAGGUA
Messenger RNA from Aedes albopictus (Asian tiger mosquito), 6553 nucleotides. Its product is annotated as DNA-directed RNA polymerase II subunit RPB1. Gene Ontology annotation, cellular component: RNA polymerase II, core complex. The transcript has 5 exons. The record is from RefSeq and is a predicted model, not a curated record. Gene Ontology annotation, molecular function: DNA binding. NCBI's taxonomy places the organism in Eukaryota, Metazoa, Arthropoda, Insecta, Diptera, Culicidae. Bases 373 to 6036 code for a protein of 1887 amino acids. Gene Ontology annotation, biological process: transcription by RNA polymerase II.